Schistocerca americana (American grasshopper) is the source of this 1610-nucleotide messenger RNA. RefSeq names its product ankyrin repeat domain-containing protein 17-like. Gene Ontology annotation, molecular function: protein binding. The transcript is spliced from 4 exons. Gene Ontology annotation, cellular component: nucleus; cytoplasm. The record is from RefSeq and is a predicted model, not a curated record. Bases 126 to 1520 code for a protein of 464 amino acids. NCBI's taxonomy places the organism in Eukaryota, Metazoa, Arthropoda, Insecta, Orthoptera, Acrididae.
UGUCCUCCGCUCCGUAGACGGUAUACGACGGAUCCAGCUCCAACGUUCGACCCGAAGAACACCAAAAUACAUCAUCUCGCAUCUGGACGAGGUUUUCGGCCAGUGGCAUUGAAGAGUCAUCCACAAUGGAACCCACCCAGGAGGUUAUGGAGACCACAGCCGUGGACCUGGGCGCCCUUCUGGACGCAGGGGACGGCGCAGUCGUCACACUGGUGGCGGGCGGCACCCGUCUCGUGGCGCACAGGGCCGUGUUGGCCGAUAGAAGUCCCGUGUUUGGCGGCAUGUUUCGCCACGACACACUGGAAGCCAACACCGGCGAGGUCGCAGUCCCGGACGUGGAGGGCCCGGUGCUCCGCCAGCUGGUCGCCUACCUCUACACCCUCCAGGCCCCUCAGCUGCCCAGCCUGGCCCCCCAGAUGCUGGCAGCCGCUGAUAAAUACGGCUUGUCGGCCCUGAAGGCUCGGUGCGAGCAGCACGUGGCCGCUCAGCUGUCCGUCGAGACUGCGGCGGCCGCAGCUGUUCUGGCGAUCAGGCACUCCUGCACCAGCCUCAGGCAGGCCGCCGUUAACUUCAUAAAGGCCAACGCCGUCCAGGUUAUGACCACACAGGGCUGGGCUGACGCAGUGCGCACUCAGCCUGAAGACAUUGUUACACUGGGUCAGCUGCUCGCAGAUCCUCCAGCAGAAACAAGCACGCCGGCCUCUGCAGACGGCUGUCCGCGCCCCGGUAGUGGGCCCCAGGGAGACUGUGGCCACACCCCUGCCACUGCUGCGCCGCCCACGGCCAGCCGCACUGCUCCUCCGCCAGAUGACUCUGCCGUCUCUCGCCUGCGGAGCCUACCUGUAAAGGAGAAGAACAGCAGGCUGAUGCAGGCAGCGAAGGAGGAUUCAGUCGGCGAGCUGCAGACGCUGCUGGCAGCUGGUGCGGACGUGCGGGCGAGGGAUGAGGGCGAGCGCAGGUUUACCGCCCUGCACUGGGCAGCAGACAAAGGACAUGAGAAGGCAGCGAGGUGCCUGGUGGAGGGUGGAGCAGAGGUCGACGCCAGGUGCAGCAGCUGGCAGGAGACGCCCCUGCACAGGGCUGCAUACAGUGGCCACGAGGCUGUGGCGCGGCUGCUGCUGGAGGCAGGGGCGGAGGUUGAUGCCAGGAACAAAACGCAGAGCACGCCCCUGCACCUGGCUGCAUAUCAUGGCCACGAGGCUGUGGCGCGGCUGCUGCUGGAGGCAGGGGCGGAGGCUGAUGCCAGGAACAAAACGAAGAGCACACCCCUGCUGCUGGCUGCAUUGGAAGGCCACGUGGCUGUGGUGCGGCUGCUGCUGGCGGCCACUCCUUACCACAACGCCAGGGAUCAGUGGGGGCGAACGCCGUUGCAUAAAGCGGCUGAGAGAGGCCACGUAGACGCGGCAUCUGCACUGCUCGAGGCUGGAGCCGACCGGUGGGCCAAGAGCAACGACGGGAAAACCCCACUGGACCUCGCCACGCAGAACAACCACCAGCAGCUGAUAGGCAUGCUAACGUGAAGCUAGCAGUUUGACAGACGUCCUUGGAGUAAAACGAAAAGAACCCCAUUCCAUGACUUCUUCAUUAUUAAAAUAAAUAUAUGUAUAGUA